AUGAAACUGAAACUCAAGAAGUUCAGUGACUUGCGCAAGAGAAAGGACGGCCGGGCGGCUGCGGUGAGCGCACCGGUGCCCAGCAGGUGGCGCUGCGGCCCGGAGCCCUCCCGGCGACGCUCCGACGCAGGGCGCGGCCACGCAGCCCCCUUCCUCCCGCCCGGGCGGCCCACCCGGCCCGGCUCUGCGCACACCGGACGCUUUGCCCUGGGUUCGUCUCCAUCUCGGGUCUUGGCCCGCGCACCGGGCCGCCCCACCACAGCGGGCGGCACGGCAUUCCCCGGUGUUCGGGCCCGCGGCUGGGUGAAGGCCGCCAAGAUGGCCCAGAAGCGCCGCCUCGCGGAGGACGCGGGAGGACCCCGGGGUCCUACGCCCGGGAGCCAGCGCGCAGCACUUUACGUCCACUGGCCCUACUGCGAGAAGCGCUGCAGUUACUGCAACUUCAACAAGUACAUCCCCCGCGGCGUGGAUGAGGCUGCCAUGAGACGCUGUCUGGUGACCGAGGCUCAGACGCUGCUGCAACUCAGUGGGGUGCGGCGAGUGGAGUCUGUGUUCUUUGGUGGGGGUACCCCCAGUCUGGCCAGCCCCCACACUGUGGCAGCUGUCCUGGAGGCAGUGGCCCAGGCAACUCACCUGCCUGCAGACUCUGAAGUCACAUUGGAGGCCAACCCCACUUCGGCCCCAAGCUCCAGGCUGGCAGCAUUCCGGGCAGCAGGAGUCAACAGGUUGUCCAUUGGCCUCCAGUCCCUAGAUGACACUGAGCUCCAGCUGCUGGGGAGGACACACUCGGCCAGUGAUGCUCUGCAGAUGCUGGCGGAGGCCCGGCGCCACUUCCCGGGGCGUGUUUCUGUGGACCUGAUGCUGGGGCUGCCGGCACAGCACGUGGGGCCGUGGCUUGGGCAGCUGCAGAAACUGCUGCACCACUGUGAUGACCAUGUGUCCCUCUACCAGCUGUCCCUGGAGCGGGGCACCGCCCUCUUCACCCAGGUGCAGCAGGGCUCCCUUCCUGCCCCUGACCCCGAACUUGCCGCUGAGAUGUACCAGGAGGGACGGGCAGUCCUUCGGGAGGCUGGCUUCCGCCAGUAUGAGGUCUCCAACUUCGCCCGGAAUGGGGCGCUUAGUACCCACAACUGGACUUACUGGCAGUGCGGUCAGUACCUUGGCGUUGGACCUGGAGCCCAUGGGCGAUUUAUACCCCAGGGGGCUGGGGGCCACACCCGAGAGGCUCGGAUCCAGACCCUGGAGCCUGACAACUGGAUGAAGGAGGUGAUGCUGUUUGGUCACGGCACCCGGAAGCGCAUCCCCCUGGGCGAGCUGGCGCUUCUGGAGGAAGUUUUGGCCAUGGGACUACGCACAGAUGUGGGGAUCACUCACCAGCACUGGCAGCGGUUUGAGCCCCAGCUGACCUUGUGGGACGUGUUUGUAGCCGACAAGGAGGUGCAGGAGCUGCUGGAGCAGGGCCUCUUGCUGCUGGAUCACAGGGGUCUUCGGUGUUCCUGGGAGGGGCUGGCUGUGCUGGACUCUAUGUUGCCGACCCUUCUAUCUCGGCUCCAAGAGGCCUGGCAGCAGAGAACUCCCUCCCCUGUGCCAGGAGGAUAACCACAUGUUCCUGUGUCCCAGUGACACUGCCAUCUCCACUGGCAGGUGCUGUCCUGGCUCUGGUGACUGCCCAGCCCUGGCAUCCCCAGGGGAAUGGCUACAGUGAGGCAGAUUAGAGGACAUUUCUGGUCUGGGAACUGGCAUCAAGUGUACCCACCACUGCCAGAGAAGGAGUAAUGGUUUCUGUGGGUGCCUCUCAUCAGUAGACUCUAAACAAAUCCUGGUUGGCAAGAGAGAUUCUGAGAAAUAGAGCUCUCAGGCUUCCUGCUCCUGCAGUACAGGACAGGACAUUUAUGUCCAGCACAGCAGCCUGCUGGACUCUGAGAACAGUGGGAAAGAUCAGAGCAAGGCUUGCCUCUUCUCUUUCGGCAGCCAGGAUAUGUUUGGGUGUCAGGAGCCUCACAGUACUUCCAGAGUGGCCCCCAGUCCCCUCCCCACUGCAGCCUUUUCCCUUGAGAGAGUGAAGGUGGGGGGAGUUAAGAGGGAAAGGGGAGGGGAGAAUUCAGGAAAGAUCAGAGCCUGGUAAUUCUCCCCUGGCCUUAAUAAACCCAUCU
Physeter macrocephalus (sperm whale) is the source of this 2153-nucleotide messenger RNA. It is a transcript of the gene RSAD1, whose product is annotated as radical S-adenosyl methionine domain containing 1. Gene Ontology annotation, biological process: porphyrin-containing compound biosynthetic process. The transcript has 10 exons. NCBI's taxonomy places the organism in Eukaryota, Metazoa, Chordata, Mammalia, Artiodactyla, Physeteridae. The record is from RefSeq and is a predicted model, not a curated record. Gene Ontology annotation, molecular function: coproporphyrinogen oxidase activity; 4 iron, 4 sulfur cluster binding. Bases 1 to 1599 code for a protein of 532 amino acids. Gene Ontology annotation, cellular component: mitochondrion; cytoplasm.